Brenthis ino (lesser marbled fritillary) is the source of this 228-nucleotide messenger RNA. The record is from the annotation of a GenBank genome assembly. Lineage: Eukaryota; Metazoa; Arthropoda; Insecta; Lepidoptera; Nymphalidae.
AUGAGCAGCGGUGGGGUACAGGCGCUGGCUCUGGCGCUGGCGUGCGACGCGGCGCGCGCCGGACACGCCGCGCAGCUGCUCUCCUGGCGCGCGCCCCUUGGCGCCUCCAACGCUUAUCCCAGCGUAGUAAAGCGCGGUGCGACAAUCGCAAACCUACUAGCCGCCGUGUUCAGAGACGAGUGCGCAGCUAAUGGUGUGAAGCUGAACGAAUAUGGCAUUAUCCAGAGU